GAAGAGAGAAGAGAAGAAUCAAAGGAAAGAAAGGAUAAUGAAGGCAACAGUAAGGUACUUAGCUGGAAUAGCAGGGCCAAGUGGUUUUGGCUCUAACUCUACCGCUGAACAAGUCACUCUUCAACAUCAUUCUUCCUCUUGCAAUCUAACCGCUCUCAUAACUGGAGCAAGUUCUGGAAUUGGAGCUGAAACAGCAAGGGUGUUAGCAAAGAGAGGAGUGAAAGUAGUUAUUGCAGCGAGAGACCUAAAGAAAGCAAAAGAUGUGAUAGAGAAUAUUCGAAAAGAGACACCAAAUGCUGAGGUUAUUCUAUUGGAGAUUGAUCUUAGCUCCUUUGCUUCUAUUCAGAGAUUUUGUUCCGAGUUCUUAGCUUUGGAACUCCCCCUCAAUAUUCUCAUAAAUAAUGCAGGAAUAUUCUCUCCAAAUCUUGAGUUCUCUGAAGAUAAAUUUGAAAUGACAUUUGCUACAAAUUACUUAGGACAUUUUUUGUUAACGAAGAUGCUAUUAGAGAAAUUGAUAGAUACAGCAAAGAAGACAGGCAUUGAAGGAAGAAUAAUAAACGUUUCCUCUGUCAUCCAUAGCUGGGUGAACAGAGGCUGUUUUCGCUUCAAUGACAUGCUUGCCGGAAAAAACUAUAAUGGCACACGCGCAUAUGCUCAGUCAAAAUUGGCCAGCAUUCUACAUGUGAAGGAAAUGGCUAGACAGCUCAAGGCACGGAAUGCUAGAGUAACUAUCAAUGCAGUUCAUCCAGGAAUCGUGAAGACUGGGAUUAUUAGAGCUCACAAGGGCUUAAUUACGGAUUCCAUAUUUUUCAUUGCAUCCAAAUUACUCAAAUCAAAAUCACAGGGUGCGGCAACCACAUGUUAUGUUGCUCUAAGUCCCCAAGCAGAAGGAGUGAGUGGGAAAUAUUUCACAGAUUGCAAUGAAUGUAACUGCUCAAGUCUUGCAAGCAAUGAAUUCGAAGCACGAAAGCUAUGGAACAACACACAUGCCUUGCUUCACAAGCGACUCCGUCAAGCAGCAACUUGAAGCAAUUGUUCACCCUUUCUCUGGACCUAGUAGCCUGGACUCUACACAUCAUGUAUAGCAGCCAUUAGAGAGCUUUCAAAGGCAGCCAAAAAGACAUCACAAUGAAGGCGCUUUAGAAUAAUAUAGUCCCCUUCUGUACGUAGCUCUACAAUCAUUCAUUGUACAAAUAAAAUAGAACAGAACAUAAAUCCUGUCCCACUCAGUAUAAAUAAAAUGAUAGUUGACCUACUCAAAUAUGGGAAUG
Arachis stenosperma is the source of this 1271-nucleotide messenger RNA. Its product is annotated as short-chain dehydrogenase TIC 32 B, chloroplastic-like. The record is from RefSeq and is a predicted model, not a curated record. The transcript is spliced from 7 exons. Bases 38 to 1027 code for a protein of 329 amino acids. Lineage: Eukaryota; Viridiplantae; Streptophyta; Magnoliopsida; Fabales; Fabaceae.